CGUCGCCCUGCGAUCACAGAGGCGGACUGUACGAGAGGGCGGAUCUGACUGCACAUCGGCCAACACUACAUCGUACUGAAUUUUAAAAACAACAACAACGGGAGGAUGGACUUCAGUUUACGUGAUGCCUUCACAGAUGGGGCACCUAAGGCGACCCAGGACAGCCUGCUGAAGAGGGAUUUUGUGGCUGGGUUGGAGGCACAGACCUAUGAUGAUAAAGUGGGCGAGACCGUUGGGAAGACAGACUACCGCCCCCUUCUGGAUGGGAUGGAUGGCAAAAGGGAAGGGUCUGGGUUCUUGUCUGCAGUCCAGACUGGAGGGCAACGUCAGGACCCUCAGGGAGAAAUCCAUCCCAGCCCACCUGGACAAUAUGUCUAUAAGAAUGACUUUCAAUCAGGCCCAACAUCAAUGAAUGAAAAGCCUGUCCAAUUAGGAAACCAGCAGAUGGGAUCUACUGUGAAGGACAACAGCAUGGACCCUUUUCUGGGGUUCUCUCAGCCUGGAAUGAAUAUUGGUAUGAAUAUGAAUGUUGGCAUGGCCCCUUUCCAGAGCUCCAAACCCCCCAGCAUGGGUGAACCUCAGAAGACCUCACCCUUGUUUGCCAAUGAACCACCCAAAGCAUCCCAGAUAACUGCUAAUCUGAGUGAUACAAGCCCUCGUAACAGCCUGGAAAAUUCUGCAGAAGUUUGGGGAAGCCCUUGGACAGGUGAGGAAAUGCUCUCUACGGAGCAGUCCCAUGCUUCCAACAAGGCAGAACAGAGUCGCACUGAUGCCUUGGGUUCCCAGAGUCCAGAUGCAGCAUCCGGUGAGGAAAAGUCCAUCGAUGAAGGAACCGAAAAGCAGCAGAAGCGAAAAAAGAAGAAACGCAAGAACAGGGAAGAAAUGUAUGACCUUCUGGACAGUCUUGGUUCCCCUGACUCAGAAGAGACUCCUUCCGAAAGCUCCAACCACGGCUGCCCCUCACCUCCUAAUAGGGACGAAGAGAUGUGGGAAAGCGAGAUCCAAGAAAGAGGGGGAGGACGCAUCAAGGCCAAGAAGAGUAAAAGCAGGAUGAAGCUACCAGAAGAAUGGAGUGCUCCUCCAACUGUAAUGGACAUGGACUUUAGCAGCCCUAAUUUGGGUGAUUCAAAACCCCCACCCAGUGCUAGCAUAGAUCAGGGAAGUGCACAGCCCUCACUCACACCUGAACCUCUGCAUCUCACAGACACCCAAGCAUGCAGACCCCAACCGCCCGGGCAAGCAAACACCUCCUUAUUCGUGAAUCCCAUAGAUAACUCAACUCUCAAGAUUAACAGUGAUAUGUUAGAUAAGGAUAAAUCAACUAAAGACGAUAUCAAUAAGUCUAACCUAGAGUUGCCUGGUAUUCACCCUUCAGAUCAGUUACCCAAGGACCCAAAUGAUCCUGACCAGAAGUCAACCCUUGCCCUUAGUCCAACUCAGACUGUUAUGUUCCUUGACUCCGUGCUGCAGGCACAGACCCCAGAUGCAAGCCCCCCAUCCCAGAGCACCCCCGUGAAAACCCCCAUCCCUCACAGCUCUGCCCCAGAGGCUGCUCCUGAUCUGACCACUGGCCCACUGUCCGUCGGCACAGACAUCCCUGCCUGUCAGAGUGCACCAGCUGUUAGUCACUCUUCCCCAAAAAUUCCCCCCAGCACUGCAGUGAACUUAAACCCCGAGGCUACGCCUUUCAUCUCUUCACAAGCAGAGCAGCAGGAGCCCCCGUCAGCACAGCCCCCCCUACUGGAAGUAAAAGAAGACAAGACAGCCAAAGAGAAAAUGGAGAAGGUGGAAACUGCUCCGAAGAUGGAAAACAUCAACAUAAUUGAGAAGCAAGACAAGCCUGAGAAAAUUGAGAAGAUUGAUCACCUGGACAAGAAAGAUGAGAUCACAAAGAAACCAGACAGUGUGGAUAAGACUCAGAAGAGUGAGCAAAUCAUCAAGGAUGAGAAGAAGGUUGAGAAAGAGGAAAAACAGGAAAAUAAAGCUGAGAAGGUUGAGAAAGUAGACAAACCUGAAAAGACAAACAAGGAGAAAGACGAUGGAGAAAAAGUGGACAAGACAGCCAAAGCUGAGAAGAAUGCGAAGGCUGCUAAAGGACCUGCUAAGUCUCCAACAUCUAAUGGGAGCAAGGAGGUGACCAGCCCAGAUAGUAAGGCCAAGCCUUCAGUUGGGUCAACCAAACAAAGCUCAGCAAGACCAAACUCGCUGUCCACUGGAGACAGUGCAGGUGCCACCAAACGCACCUCUCCCACCACCAACUCUGCCAAUAAAAAAAGCCCUGUGCCCAAGGCAACAACCCCCACUGCUGGAACCAAGAAAAACCCCACCACCACAUCUACUCUUGAGACUAAGGCCAAGUCUAAUGAGACCGCAACUCAGCGUCGCCCUCCACUGCCAAAGGCUAAAGCUGCAUCGGCUACGAAUUCUAAAAGCGGCACUACUAGCACCCCAACUACCACCUCUGCCCAACGCUCCUCUGCUACAAAGACUGAAAACCAAGCAGGAGAGGUGAAAAAGACAAGUGCAAAGACAACACCAGUUAAAACAACUCCAAGAACAACUCGCACACCACCUUCUGCCACCAGCACAGCAGCCACCAAUGGGACCCCUCGUCCCUCCCGCAUCACCAAACCCCCCGUACCCAAGCAGACUCCCCUAGAGAAGAAGCCUCCUGUACCUCGAGCCCCCCGAAAUGUCAGGCUCACCAAGGCACCACUGCCAGAUCUAAAAAACGUGCGCUCCAAGAUCGGUUCCACCGAUAACAUGAAGUACCAGCCUGGAGGAGGCAAGGUCUCUGCAGCCCAGGUCAAGACCGAUGCUCUGCCAAAGACCAGCCAGGGCAAAGUUCAGAUAGUCCACAAAAAGCUGGACUUCAGUCAUGUCACCUCCCGAUGUGGCUCCAAGGACAAUAUCAAGCAUGUUCCUGGUGGAGGAAAUGUUCAGAUUUUAAAUAAAAAGGUUGACUUGAGCAAAGUGGCCUCUAAAUGUGGAUCCAAGGACAACAUAAAGCACAAGCCAGGUGGUGGUGAUGUGAAGACUGAAUCCCAUAAGGUUAACGUCAAGGCCAAAGUGGGAUCAAUGGACAAUGUAGGCCAUGAACCAGGAGGUGGCAAUGGCAAGGCUGAGGGGGUUCAGCAGAAAUCUGAGGGAAGCCCAUCUCCCCCUGCUGUCUCUCCACCUGUGCAGGCAGGCAACGGGGCAAAGGAGAACGGGUUGAAAGAGAACUCUCCUGCUCCCGUACCUUCUUUGGGAGAGGGGCCCCGGGACUCCCAAGGCAUGGACAAGCGCAUCCCUGGGACAAAUUGAGUCCUACAAGCUGAACUUCCGCGAGAACGCACGAGCUCGCACGGACCACAGCGCUAAAAUCAUCUCCUGGUCCUCCCUGAGUGGCAGCCACCCCCACCCACAUCGCAGCACCUCUCUCAGUGUUUCUCUGGGGUCCACCAUGUCCUCACACUCAACCCAGCUUGUCCCAUUCACUCAGCUAUGAGAUGGGUGCAAACCAGUACACUAGCAGGAGAAGGACUCUGAUUUCAACACAGCCUGUCCCUUUAAAACCUAUCUUCUCAUUAGCUUCUUCUCUUGUUUACAGUUUUCUUGGUUUUUUCUUUGUUGGGAGAGCACCCAUGAGAUCAUGUUUUGGGAAAGAUCCAGGCUGUGGCUUAAUUUACAGCACUUCUUUUCGAAUGCAGGGUUUGGUUUGAGGCUAGAUAUGGGAUGAAGUCUCCAGAUUGUUGGAGAUAAUGGAUGCUCCAGCCACGUAGCUCUUAUUGUCAUCUUUGUUAAAUCCAUAGCAUUUUGCCUAUAACACCAGAGUUUCCUUCUAAACUUCCUACGAGCCUGUGCUAUCCUUUAGACAGACCUAAAUUUAGAGGUAACACCCUCUUUUCUGUCUGUAUCUGGCAGUAGAUGUUCUCCAAUGGGAACCCCAGAACUCACUUGAGAUGUAGCUUAUUACAUAUUAUGGCAGUUACGCUCCCUGUAUUGUUAGUAUAUGGGGCUGUCUUAAAUCCCAGUCAAAAGGGAUGAAUCAGCCACCAUCCAUCCAUCUGCUCCCUUUGCUCCACUGACCCUGUCCACCUCACAUGAAUUAUAAACCGUUCUCCCUCAGUAUUUAAAUGAGCACUUAAUCAUUUGAAAUGUGUAGGUUGUUCAAACAAUAGCAUAUUUACAUCUUCAGUGAGUUUGCUGUAUCGUGUUUGUGUAAAUUCCUGUAACGAUGAGCUGUAUCAUUAUGAUGUCUAACCAUCUGAUUACAUUUUCCACUUUCCAUUUCUCUCAAAGCAUCUUGUGAACUAAUAGGACACAAAAACACAUGACACACAUAAACUACAGCAUGAUACAGGAAGAGAAAAAGGAAGUGGCACGCAAACUAAACAGACAGGAUGGGAAGAAAUAUAGAUGGAAAUGUGUUUACACUCCGUGUACAGGUCAUGAUUAUUUGCUCAAAGGUCGAAAUCAUCCCCACUUUCAAUUAAAUAUUAUAUCUCCAGAUCCAAAAAGUAAACAACUUUUGCACUGGACAUAUGAACCGGCAUGUGCGAGGGCCCAUUACAUUAACUGUAAAUGUAUCCUAAUUAAGCAUUGCAAUACAACCCAUUUCCCUAUUAUUUAUUCAGUGGAAAUUACUAUUUAAUCAAACAUAGUAAUAAAUGCUAUUUGUUUUUUUUACCAAGUGAUGUAUUAUUCACAAAGUAUUUGAAUAUCAUAGUUUUAAACUCUCCAAACCUACUAUUGUAGGGCUGCUUUUUUGAAACUCUUGACUAGUGACACUGUUUAACAGUGAAUUUGUGGGCACUUUAUUGGUAGUAGGUAUUAUUCUAGAAAUAUUUAGCUGCACAAUGCCUGCAGAAAAAAAAACAGUUUGCUGUUGUUGGUUAAAAGGUUAUGAUUGUAUACAGGGUUUGAUUCACUACAUGUUGUGAAAUAUGUAUUUCACAUAUCGCAAUUUUCUGUGACAUCAUGGUAGAUCAUUGAUGGUGGUAAUGUUUGCAACAUCAAAGAAAAUCCCACAUAAAACUGAACAACAGAGACCAGGAAGUAAUAAAUUAUGCAAAUAUCCUAAUUAGCUGAUGAGCAUUUGAAAUGCACUUUAUGAUGGAUGUUUUAUACUACAACGAGAACGAUAAGAUCGAUUGAGCACAUUUUCCUAAAUUGUAUCCCCUCAAAAAGAGUCCCAGUUACUCAAAAAUGCAAAACAUGUACCUGUAUCUCACAGAGCAGUCUGUAAAUACAGUUUGUACGAGUGUGAGCAAGUGUGUUUAAUGUAGAGCAGCUGCGCUUGGCCGAACUGUCCUGUCUGUAGUUCCUUUCGUGGUUAGUGUGUACUGUUUAGGGGCUAUGCCAGUAAACUUCAGUGUUGUACUCUUGAUACAGUGAUCAUAACCUUUCAUGCCUUCAGACAGCUCUAUUUUGUCAUUUCCAUAAUGAAUGAACACUCACUAUGUUGGUACACUUCUCACAUCCACCGCACCAGUCCGCUCAACGCAGUUUUGUAAAUACACGUUUCACACUUUAUACCCCGCAGGGAGAAAACACUUCUUGAUUGGGUUGUAUAGAGAAGCAAAGUGAAGAUUUUGCAUCGAUGAAUAUUUCUCCAGACAGUAUUUUAUUCUUUAAGUGAGUCUGCCUUUUUUUGAAGAAAAGGGCUGGCAAACAAGAAUGUUUUUAAAAUGUAUUGUAUUCAGGAAGCAGGGAAUAUACAGUAUAUUAUGUGUGUAACUUUUUCUCUUUGUCAUCACAGGCCACAUACUAAACACAAUGUAAUCAAUAGGAGGAGGAGUGUGAUUGGUUUUGUCUAAGGAUGGAAAAACUCAAAGGACUCUGAUGUCCUUCUGUGUAAAAAAAGGCACAGCAUUCUGGUAAUGACUUGAGUAGACUGACACGGGAUGCAGAAAGUGGGUCGAGAGUUUAGAGGUAAUCAGUAACCACAGGAACAAUGAUUCCUCCCACAAACUGCACCUGACACAUAGACCUUGAAUGUUGUUUGAAUAUCCAUACCGCACAUCUGUAUGAGACUAACUAACUGGUAGACUAGUAAUCGGCAUGUUUAAAAGUAGAUAGAGCACUGGAAUUAGGCAGCAAAAGAGCCCCCUAGUGUGUCUGUUAGGACUCACAAUGUGUUUGCAACCCAUAGAACACAUCAAAAGAGCAUGUCGACAACAAUAGACUACAGACAUCAGUCCUAAAUUGGAUUUAAUGUCUCCCCCCUGAUUUAAGAUGUAUUUUUUGGUAUGAAAGAGGUCAUUGUGAUUAAUUGUUAACUAGUGAUGUGGAUAUUUAAUCAUGAAUAAA
Molecule: messenger RNA, 6294 nt
Organism: Sinocyclocheilus anshuiensis
Lineage: Eukaryota; Metazoa; Chordata; Actinopteri; Cypriniformes; Cyprinidae
Gene: map4l
Product: microtubule associated protein 4 like
Exons: 17
Coding region: 106-3306 (1066 amino acids)
Biological process (GO): microtubule cytoskeleton organization; neuron projection development
Cellular component (GO): neuron projection
Molecular function (GO): microtubule binding
Source: RefSeq, a predicted model, not a curated record